AUGUUUGGCUGGGGUAAAUCACCGGAGGUACGUGGGAAAGACGGAUCAAAGAAAUCCGAGCCUUUUGACUUGGGGAAUCUCGGAAUAGAUACUUUUAACGACAAUUUUGAGCUUCCUCCGGAUAGCGAUGUUCUAAAUGAAGAGGAUUUGAACGAUCCUGCCUUAUUGGAAGAGUUACAAGCGCUUUCAACUGGAAAUCCGAAACCUAAGCAAACAACUAAAUCGGCACCUAAAUCAAAGCCAAAACCUCCACCAAGCUCGAUAGCGGUUGCACCUGCAAUUGACGUUGAUGCAUUGGGCGCUUUAGGAAUUCCGAAUGAUGACGAAGACAUCGAGGUUGCAUUUGACGAGGAAGAUAUGAAGGAUCCAGCCUUGUUAAAUGAAUUACGUGGAUUGGGUUACCAGAGUGACAACGACAAGGAUAACACGGACGUUAAACAAAGAAAGAGCGCGUUGGAAACGAAUGAACACAAACAAAAAGAUGUGCUCAGGACUAAGAUGGAGAUUCAGGUUCGAUCAAUUUCAACAGUGUCCAAAAAUGACAAAGAAGUAUUCCAUUCGCAAGUUCAACAAAAAGAUGACCCAUCAGCAAUUGGCCAAUCAGUUUCAAUAACAAGCGAUGUUGAGAAAGUUGUUUCGUUUUCGCAAACUCAGCCAACGGGUGACUCAUUGAAAAAUGAUACUCCAAUUGAUGUCAUGCUGCUGGAAGAAAAUAUUGAUACGUUGACCAAAUACAUACAACAAGAGAAACUCAAAGCUGUGUCUAAAAAUCGCGCUGGGGAUAAAGCAGGUGCAAUGGAGGCUAUGAGAGCUUAUAAACAAUUAGAAGUUAGACGUGAUCAAAUAUUAGGGAAAAAAUCAACUACUUCAAAUGAAAGUUCUCAGAGUAAUGUUCAGAUGAAAUUGCCUGCAGUUUCUAAACCAGCGGAGAACAUAAAAUCUCAACAAACUAAUUUGACAUUAAACCCUGAACUCAUUGCAUCUAUAAGGCUGCGACAGGAGCAAUAUAUGCAGGCCAUGAAUAUUUUUAAGAACACAAAUUAUCAGAGAGCCAAAGAGUAUAUGGCUGUCGCAAAAAACUUACAGGCAGUUUUGCAAUCCCUAAUAAAUGGCGAUCAAUUGCCUGAAGGUUGGACUUUGCCUAAAGAACCUGAUGUUUCAGAGAAGGCACAGCCACCUGCUCCAUCAACGCCAAAGAAAAAGGUCGCUGCAAAUGUUACUCCUAAAUCGACGCCUAAACAGAGAGUCUUAACUGCAAUUGAUGCGACCAAAUCGCAGUUAUUGGAUGAGGAAGAAAGACUACUGACAACGAUGUCAAAAGAAGAUCAAUAUGCUCGGCUAUUAGCCAAAUUGGAAUCACAAAUUUCACUAUGUACAACAAUAUCAGCUUAUUAUCUUAAAUCUGGAGACAAGUCACAGGCUUCAUUCUUUCAUAAAUAUAAGAAGACGUUUAUUGCCGAUUUGGAAUCGUUGACUUCUUAUCAAAAGCAUGGCAAAGACAUACCACCCUUUCAUUAUAAGGAAGUGACAUAUAAUGUCGAAAAUGCAUUUUUCGAUCUAUCGGCGAAUGAUAUGGAAGUUUGUAUCGAGAAGGCUUGGAGCCUGGGAAAUAAAGAAGUUAACGGAAAAGAUGUUGAAGCUUACGUGAAUUUCGAUAUUGGGUGGCCACCAGAAGGUAGUCCUGGAGCGGGUAGCGGAAAGGGUGAUACGUCCGUUGCAAAAAGAGGCAUGGACCCAGAAUUUAACUGGAAAAAGACUUUAAGCAUAGAGCGUAAUAAGGCUUUCCAGCGUCAUAUAGAUCGAAAAAAGGCAUUAUUUGAAGUAUUUCAUUAUCGUGGUUUUUUCAGAAAAGCCACUUCUCUUGGUAAAGCUCAGGUUAAGCUAGACUCUUUGGCCAAUAAGUCCGAAAUACAUGAAGUUGUUGAGCUUGUUGAUAAUAAUCGUAGGCCAACUGGUGGUAAACUAGAGAUUCGCUUGCGCUUGAGGGCUCCCUUAUUAAAAGCCGAUGUCAUCUCAAAAACGGAAAAGUGGUUAAUUAUUGAUGAUCUUAAUACAAAUCAUCCUUUGCAUGCAACACCUAAACCUUCAGCAUCAUCUUCUGAUGUAACAUCCUCGAAGUCUAGUUCAACGUCAACGCCACUACGAAAAAAUCCCAUUAAUCCAGACACAUCAGAAGCUGAGAUCCCGAUUUUGCCGAAAGCUACUACCACAAAUGAAUUCUGCGAAACUCCAUCGCAGGUAUCCGCGCCUGCUGUGCAAAAAUUGUCUACGCAUACCAAAAAUGUGCAAUCAACAGAUGUUGAUCAGGAUGAAUUGGAACAUGCUGAAGAACAAUUAAAUAACGUUGAUUUACUGGUUUCAAGCAAAUUGCUUCAACAGGAAAGUGAAAUAAUUGAUGCAGAAAUUGCGACGCUAAAUGCACAACAAAAACCUGUUCCGGAUGAACUAUUGGACCGAAAAUCGGCGAUUCAAAUUAAGAUGAGUCUGAUGGAAGUGCAAGUACAAACUGGGCAGCUGACGAUUGAUAAAUAUAUAGAACAGGUAAAGGCCAGCGUUGUUAGCUGCAAAAAAUUAGCAUUGGUAUUUAAGAAAGCUGGCAAGUUAGAAGCAGCUAAGAAGGUUCUGGUAAGAAGUAAAGUUAUGGAAGGUGAGGUGAAAGAGAUCGAGGAAGCAAUGGCAAGUGGCGCAAUGGGUGGUGAAUAG
Messenger RNA from Acaulospora morrowiae, 2703 nucleotides. NCBI's taxonomy places the organism in Eukaryota, Fungi, Glomeromycota, Glomeromycetes, Diversisporales, Acaulosporaceae. The record is from the annotation of a GenBank genome assembly.